This is a messenger RNA of Equus quagga, 846 nucleotides long. RefSeq names its product endonuclease G (gene ENDOG). Gene Ontology annotation, cellular component: nucleus; mitochondrial inner membrane. NCBI's taxonomy places the organism in Eukaryota, Metazoa, Chordata, Mammalia, Perissodactyla, Equidae. Gene Ontology annotation, biological process: apoptotic DNA fragmentation. The annotation marks the transcript as partial. The transcript has 3 exons. Gene Ontology annotation, molecular function: RNA endonuclease activity; nucleic acid binding; metal ion binding. The record is from RefSeq and is a predicted model, not a curated record.
CCCGUGCUGCCCGUGGCGGCGGCGGCCGAGCUGCCCGCCCUGCCCGGGGGCCCGGCGGGCGGCGGCGCCGGCGAGCUGGCCAAGUACGGGCUGCCCGGGCUGGUGCAGCUCAAGAGCCGCGAGUCGUACGUGCUGUGCUACGACCCGCGCACCCGCGGCGCGCUCUGGGUGGUCGAGCAGCUGCGGCCCGAGCGGCUCCGCGGCGACGGCGACCGCCGCGCGUGCGACUUCCGCGAGGACGACUCGGUGCACGCCUACCACCGCGCCACCAACGCCGACUACCGCGGCAGCGGCUUCGACCGCGGCCACCUCGCCGCCGCCGCCAACCACCGCUGGAGCCAGAAGGCCAUGGACGACACCUUCUACCUGAGCAACGUCGCGCCCCAGGUGCCCCACCUCAACCAGAACGCCUGGAACAACCUGGAGAAGUACAGCCGCAGCCUGACCCGCACCUACCAGAACGUCUAUGUCUGCACGGGGCCACUCUUCCUGCCCAGGACUGAGGCUGACGGGAAGUCCUACGUGAAGUACCAGGUCAUUGGCAAGAACCACGUGGCGGUGCCCACCCACUUCUUCAAGGUGCUGAUCCUGGAGGCAGCAGGCGGGCAAAUCGAACUCCGCUCCUAUGUGAUGCCCAACGCUCCCGUGGAUGAGGCCAUCCCCCUGGAGCGCUUCCUGGUGCCCAUCGAGAGCAUCGAGCGGGCCUCGGGGCUGCUCUUUGUGCCAAACAUACUGGCAAGGGCGGGCAGAGUCAAGGCCAUCACUGCAGGCAGCAAGUGAGGAUGGCGGCACAGCCAGACUGUGGGGCUUGGGGGCUGGGUCAGAUUAAAGGUGGUUAUUUUUGGA